AUGCCGCCUGCCCAAAUGGACGCCCUGGGCGCCUUCUCCUAUCUCUCCGACAACCUCCCCACCUGGAUCUCCCAACUGUCCGAGCUGACGGCCCAUACAUCCGCAAAGCACGCUGAAUUCGCCGACGCCUUCAAGAAACACUCCACCGGGCCUGUGAGGCCGCGCCGCCGCAAGAACAGCUCCGUCUGCUCAAUCCAAACAAACUCCAUCCGCCGGAAAAGAACACACGACGACGACGACGACGCCUCUGCCUCGUCCCCCGACUCCAACUCGGAUACACCCGCUGUCAUCAGCACGCGGCAUAGCCUUAUAAUCCACUACGACGGCUACACACAAAAGACGCUUGAGGAAAUGGUCCGCAAUAUCGGGACGGCGAGGAAUAACCUACGACGGGGUAAAAUGGCUCAGUUGCCGAUGCCUGGUGGUCCUGGUGCUCGUCCGCCCCCGCCUAGGAGUGCCGCCCGUGCUAUGCUCUCGACGCUGGAAGAGCCUGAAGAUUUGUUGGCUAGUAUUCGGUCUUCGCGCGCCCGAGGCCCGCCCCAGCCUCAGCCUCAAGCCCAGCAACCGACGAGGAAGUCACCGUUCGAUGCGGCGGAUAAGAAUCUUGAGCUUGCGCAUAGUUUCUGCGAAACGGCUGCGUACCAGUUCCUGCGGGCGGGUGCGUGUGCGUCAGAAUUGGAUAGCGUGAAGGAACGGUUCACUGCUUUGUUGAAGAUGGUUGCAGAGGAGGUUGAGUUGCUGAAGGAGCAGAAGAAGGAAGAGGAGGAGGCUGCUGUUGAAACUGAAGCUGGAGCUGAAGCUGAAAGCCCGGCUAAAACGAAUGCUACAGAACCAUUAAUGUCGCUGAAGCGACCGGCCUCAAGCGAGGGCGCGAUCGAGGUCGACGACGAACAAGGGUCGGUGGAAUCAAUCGACUUGACGACCUUCCGGGUCGGUCGCACUCGGCGGUAA
This is a messenger RNA of Aspergillus versicolor CBS 583.65, 951 nucleotides long. RefSeq lists its product as uncharacterized. The transcript has a single exon. The record is from RefSeq and is a predicted model, not a curated record. Lineage: Eukaryota; Fungi; Ascomycota; Eurotiomycetes; Eurotiales; Aspergillaceae. Bases 1 to 951 code for a protein of 316 amino acids.